Molecule: messenger RNA, 2874 nt
Organism: Emericellopsis cladophorae
Lineage: Eukaryota; Fungi; Ascomycota; Sordariomycetes; Hypocreales; Bionectriaceae
Product: Importin alpha re-exporter-like protein
Exons: 6
Coding region: 1-2874 (957 amino acids)
Biological process (GO): protein import into nucleus; protein export from nucleus
Cellular component (GO): cytosol; nuclear envelope
Molecular function (GO): nuclear export signal receptor activity; small GTPase binding
Source: RefSeq, a predicted model, not a curated record
AUGGCCGCCGACAUUGGACAGAUUUCGCAAUUACUCAACGCGACUCUCGACCCAGCACAACAUCGCAAAGCCGAAGCCGCCUUAAAGCAAGAAUCUGCGAAACCACACUAUUCCCUCGCUCUCCUGAACAUCGUCAACUCCGACGGUCUCCCUCUCAACACCAGGCUCUCUGCUGCUCUUGCCUUCAAAAACUUCAUCCGUCUUAAUUACGUGGACGAGGAGGGCAACUACAAACUUCCGCAAGAUGAGGUCGCGACAAUCAAGGAACGCCUGAUUGGGCUGAUGAUCGCAUCGCCAUCGAAUAUUCAGUCGCAGCUGGGAGAUGCGAUCAGCGUUAUUGCUGAUUCGGAUUUCUGGAGAAGAUGGGAAACACUCACGCAAGACCUGGUCAGCCGCUUCUCGACUACCGACCCAAAGCCAAACAUUGGUGUCCUCGAAGUUGCACACUCGAUCUUCUCGCGAUGGAGGCCUCUCUUCAGAACCGAUGAGCUGUACAUGGAGAUCAACCAUGUGAUUGAAACAUUUGGCCAGCCCUUUGUCCAGCUACUUGUGGCUACGGAUACGAAGAUCACUGAAAAUGCGAGUGACAAGGCCGCCCUCCACGGCUGGUUCGAAACACUAGAUCUACAGAUCAAGAUCAUUUAUGACAUGUCAUGUCACGAUAUCCCUCCCAUUUUCGACGAGAACCUGGGCAGUAUUUCCGAGCUUCUCCACAAGUACCUCGUCUACAGCAAUCCUUUGCUCCAGACUGAUGAUGAGGCCGAAACUAGCAUCAUCGACACGACCAAGGCAGACAUCUGCGAACUUCUCCAGCUCCUCACUACCAAAUACGACGAAGACUUCUCCAAGUACUGCAAGCCGUUCAUCACAAGCGCAUGGGAUCUCUUGUCGAACGUCGGAACGGAGACAAAGUAUGACGCCUUGGUAAGCAAGGCGCUACAAUUCCUGACGGGUGUCGCCAAAACGAAGGAUCAUUCGGAGUUAUUCAACAACGAAGAUGUUCUCAACCAGAUAGUGUCCAAGGUUGUCAUCCCCAACGUCACCUUACGCGAGUCUGACGAGGAGAUGUUUGAAGACGAGCCAAUCGAGUUCAUUCGUCGCGAUCUGGAGGGCUCGGACUCGGACUCGAGGCGAAAAGCAGCCACCGAUUUCCUUCGUGAAUUGCAGGCCAAGUUUGAAGGCCCUGUCACGACUGUUGUGUCAAGUUACAUUAGCCAGUACCUCAGCCAAGGAGCUACAGACUGGAAGGCCAAGGAUACGGCGAUCUAUCUGUUCCUUUCGAUUGCUGUCAAGGGCGCUGUCACCGCCAGCAUGGGUGCAAAGACAGUGAACCCCUUGGUGAACGUACUCGAGUUCUUCGAGCAGCGCAUUGCAUCAGACCUCGUGGGUGACGUGCACCCCAUCUCCAAGGUCGAUGCUAUCAAAUACCUCUACACUUUCCGCAGCCAGUUGUCCAGGGAGCAGUGGAAGCAAGCUUUCGGCCCGCUGGUUCAGAACCUCAACUCGGAUAACUACGUCGUCUACACAUAUGCUGCUAUCACUGUUGAGCGUGUUCUGUUCUUGGUGGACGACAACGGCAGCCCCGUCUUCCCACGGACAGAAAUCGAGCCCUUUGCGAAGGACCUACUGGACCACCUUUUCAAGCUGAUUGAGAAGGAUACGAACCCUGCCAAGCUUCAAGAGAACGAAUUCUUGAUGCGCUGUGUGAUGCGCAUUCUGAUUGUUAUCAAGGACGGCGCACAGCCUCUUCUAGACAGCGUACUGACACAUCUCAUUCUGAUAACAAAUGUGAUGAAGCAAAACCCCAGUAACCCUCGGUUCUAUUACUAUCAUUUUGAGGCGAUUGGUGCACUUGUCCGCCACUGCGCGGCGAGCAACGCAACUGUCUUCAACCAGAAGUUGUGGGAGCCCUUCCACCAGAUUCUGAUGGAGGAUGUUUCUGAAUUCAUGCCAUACGUAUUUCAGGUACUUGCUCAGCUACUUGAGUCAAGCCCUGCAGACGCCAUCUCCGACAACUACAAGUCCCUGCUCGAGCCGUUAUUAAACACCGAGCUCUGGAAGACUCGCGGAAACGUACCUGCUUGCACGCGACUUCUUUCUGCGUUAGUCCCAAAGACCGGCAAGGCCGUUGUUGAGAACGGAAAAGUCGAGCCUAUUCUUGGUAUCUUCCAGAUGCUCUUGAGUGGGAAGAAGUCGGAGCUGUACGCUUUUGAUGUUCUGGACUCGCUCGUCAAGAGCUUUGAACCCACCGUCAUCAAUCAGUACUUUACUACGAUCUUGCAGCUCAUUUACACAAAGCUACAAGGCUCGCCAUCUGAGUCCCUCAAGCUUCGCUUUGCUCGUUUCUUCCAUCUCGUGAGCGCACACCUCGAGGCUGGUUAUGGCGCCGAUUACUUCAUUGGCCAAUCUGAUCAAAUAGACGCCAAUGCGUUCAAGGGUCUCUAUCCUGCCUUUGUCCUGCAAGAAACACCAAAGCUUGUGCGCCCUGUCGAUCGCAAACUUGCUGUCAUCUCCUUCACCAAGAUCCUGUGCGACUCUGAACGGUUUGGCAAGGAAUUCGCCAAGGGCUGGGGCAACACAUGUCGUUUCUUCCUGGACCUGCUGGCCAACCCGCCGACCGUGUCCUCUACAGCGGGUGACGAACUGAUUGCGGAGGCGGAUGUGGACGACAUUGGCUUCGGCAUGUCGUUCACGGCCCUGAACACGUGCAAGCCUCUGGCGAGGGAUGAUUUCCCUCACAUUGUCAAUGUCGUGACUUGGGUCAAGGAGUACAUGGUGGCCGCGAACCAGCGCCAUAACGGCGCGGUCGAGAAAUGCAUUGGCGAGAGGUUGACGCCAGAGCAGCAGCAGGCCAUCACGAAGUACAUCAACUAG